Molecule: messenger RNA, 1698 nt
Organism: Trypanosoma rangeli
Lineage: Eukaryota; Euglenozoa; Kinetoplastea; Trypanosomatida; Trypanosomatidae
Product: putative 3-transmembrane protein A13
Exons: 1
Coding region: 1-1698 (565 amino acids)
Source: RefSeq, a predicted model, not a curated record
AUGCCUUGCGGAAGCAGUCUGCGGGGGCGGCGACAGGUCUGUUUGCUCAUCCUCACGCUCUUAUGCGCCUUGCCAGCGUCAGUGAGGGCGGAAUCCGCGACGCUGACGGACCCCAUCACGGGGGAGGUAGUAGUGCUGACGCCCGGAAAGAUGCACUCCUCUGUGAAUCCCCCCUCCUCCGUUGUAGGGCUGUGGCCACAUGGAGAUGUCCGCGACGAAGACACCGUCUUCUUCAAAGCUGAGGAUGAGGCGUAUGAGAAGUGGAUGACGAGGAAAAAACAGAGGCAGUGGGAGCAACAGCAGCGAAAAGGAAAAGGAGGCGAGGGCAAGGACAAGGAGGGUGAUAACAAGAGGAAGCAGGGAAACUCCAAAAAGGCGUUAAAAAUGAGAUUGGAGAGUUUUUCAGCACAAGCUGUGAGGAGUCGGAAUAAUGCCCGUAGUGAACGUCUCAAAGAGCUCAAGAACAUAUCCUUGUUUGAACUUGCGUGGGAUGAAAUCCGCGUUGAUGCUGAUCGUGUAAAAGAGCUUCUCUAUGAGGCCUCUUUAUUUGUUUCUCAAGAAAUUCCUGGCAGCACACCUGAAGAGCAGUACGCUCACCUUCUGAAAACCGCGUUUAGCCACACCAUAAGGAACAUGACGCAGAAACGGGGGAACGUGUGGAUCGAGAAAUGGAUCUAUACCCUUCCUUAUCCAAUGGUUCUUGAUGGAAUAACCGUGGGACAUGCUGAGCGGGAGGUGCGCAAUAUCAAGAAAUAUAUGAGUCGGGUGGAAGCGGCACAACGCACUGCAAAUGCGAUGGAGAAUAUUCAGGAUGCUAAUUACAUCAAAAUGAGGAUUAAGGAGAGUCUUCGUGACUCUACAGAGAUGCUUAAUGCCAGUAGAGAAGCACACAAGAUGGUUAUUGACCUUGUGCUUCCUCUUAUGUCACAUUUUCGUCAGAGUAUCACCACCCAGAUUCGGGAUAUCAAUGUCAAGAUUGUUGGAAAUGACGAGUCUACUUCACUUCUGCGUCAGCAGUUGAAAGAGUGGACGCGGCGUAAGAGUAUCCUCAAGGCUUCUAAUGAAAAGGGGAUGAAGGUGGAACUUGAAUUGCGCCGGGCCGUGUAUGGUAAUACCCUGCUUCCAGAGGAGACCUUCAUUUUCUCCCUUGCUCUUAUUGCCAAGGCACGUUUGGGGCAAAACACGGGUCUCGAAAGCGUGGACCUGGUAACAGACCUUGGGACAUGUGUCUCGCUCACCGCCGCUCAGGAGGCGGAGUUGAAGGCGGCCCUCUAUAACCCGUUUGUAAUUGGUUUCAUGAUCGUGGCCGCUUUGAGUUGGGUACUGUUAGGAAUACGCGAGUUCUGGUUGAAGCGAGUGCGGCAGUCUUUGUAUUCCGUGCAACGCACACCUGACGUGAGCGUCUAUGCGAGUGGGCGAGUUCAUUUUUUGCGCCUUUGCCUUCGAGUAAACUUGGUGCUUGAGGCAUUGAUACCGUUCCUAGUCCCCACAUUUUUCCUGUACUUUGCGCUUACCCGCAAAAAAGAGGGAAUCUCUCUCUAUUACAUCUUUCUUCUCUCGCGGCCAGCACAAAAACUGGCGUUGGUCAGUGUUCUGGUUUUGUUAUACGUCCUGAGUUUUGUUGUGUUUUUCCUGAUGAGUGCGCUCUAUAGAUACUCCUCCAACUCCUCACCACGGCGGAAGCUUAAAAAGUCUUGA